GCAGAUGAACAUGUCAAAUGAACAGAUAUCUACACAACUAAACACAAGUUUAAAUGAAUUUUCGUCCCAAUCACCACUGAUGGCACAGAGCAGUAAAAAAGAAAAUCUGCAGAUUUUGUUGCUGGGCAAGACCGGGUCGGGAAAGAGUGCAACCGGAAACACCAUCCUGAAUCGCCAAGCUUUUGGGGCAAAAUGUUCUUCUGAGUCGGUAUCCAGGAAAUGUGAUGCACAGAAUGUGCAUGUGGAUGGCCAGGAAAUCACUGUGAUUGACACACCAGGGCUCUAUGACACAUUAAUGACAGAAAAAAAACUAAAAGAGGAAAUUGAGAAGUUAUUUAAUUUCUCUGGUCAUGGUCUUGAUGUGAUUCUGCUAGUUAUCAAAAUAAAUGAAAGAUUCACAAAGGAGGAGGAAAAUGCUGUGAACUGGAUCCAAGAGAAUUUUGGAGAAGAGGCUUUAAAACACACCAUUGUGCUGUUUACCAAUGGAGAAGACUUAGAAUACUACAAUAUUACAAUCAAUGAGUAUAUAAAUAAUGGGGAAAAGAUAAAGACAUUAGUUGACAAGUGCAAUGAAAGAUUUCAUGUUUUUAAAAACAGGGUUAAUGAUCAGACACAGGUCAUCGAGCUUCUGACAAAGAUUAAGAAAAUGAUUAUUCAGAAUAAAAACAGAUUGUAUACCAAAGAAAAAUUUGACAACGCUCAAAGAAUUCUGCGCCUAAAAAAAGCCUUCAUUGGAGGGGUAGUAGGAGCAGGAGGAGCAGGAGGAGCAGCUGCAGUGGCAGGUGCUGGUAAGGCUGCUGUAGCAGGAGUAGCACUGGCAGGAGGUGCAGCAGGAGUAGCAGUUGGAGCAGGACUAGUUGGAGCUGGAGUGUAUGCAGUUUCAAAGCAUUUCACUUCAAAUAAAAGUAAAGAUGAAUAACAGAAAUUAACCACCUGUAUAGCUUUUCACGUAACUUUUACCUCAGGUUAUCCUCAUUCACUCAAAAAAAUAUUUCAGCCCUUAACUUAAUUCAAUUACGUACAAAAUUUCCAUGCAUUUAGAUUACAUAGUUUUAACUUAAACAAAUCAAUUAAACUUAAUGUGAUUCAAAUGCAUCCGUCUUACGUAAAUGAAUCAGGUAAAGUUGAUGUAAUAUUUCCCAGUGUUAAACAAACCCUGCUCAGUGUUCAUGUGUUUCCACACUACAGAGUGUUCAAGUAGCAUUGACACAGUGUUGGAGUUAAGGAGAUCAUUAUGUCAUGAUUGACCAAUAAUGAUCAACACCUGCUGUUUACAAGCAGAAUCACAGAAGGAAAGAGAAACACAUGAAUCAGUCACAGCCAAAGAGAAAAUGAACAUAAAUAAAUGAAGACAUUCAAUCUGACUUGACGUUUGACUUGAUUUCUGUCAUAUAUCCACAAAUAUUAAUUCAGAACAUCUAAACAGAGGUUUAGAUAUUUUAUUUUUAUUUAUUUUUUUUUUUUAAAGUUUCAAUUAACCUCACCAUCACGGCGAUCAGGGUUUACUUUAGUUGGACUCUUGACUUUUGAUUUUUUUAUUUUAACUUUUUUGGCUGCUGUAAUUAUGUGUAUGAAGCACAUUUAUUACAGCAAAAUAAAAAAGCCAAAAAGAAGUCUGAUUAGGUGUUCUUGGUUAGUUUUUAUUGUUUGUUAAAUCAUUAUUAUCCAGUGGCAUGAUGCACUGGUGUCAUGCAGUGGUUAGUCUAUUAUUUUCAUAAUGUUUACAACAGGUGCAUGAGCUAUUAUGGAUGUUCAUCAGAUACACUAAACCUUGAAAUCUACAGCAUCAGUUUGACACACACAGACAUCAAGAAUCAGCAUCUGAAUCUCAACAAUGGUGACAUUCAACAGCUGCAUGCUGGGUAACAGCAGAUUAUAAAACUCACCCAUGACUCCCAGCAUGCAGCUGUUGAAUGUCACCAUUGUUGAGAUUCAUAUGCUGAUUCUUGAUGUGUGUGUGUGUGUGUGUGUCUAAGUAACACUGGAGAUCUUAAAGUAGUAAUAGUUACAGUUCAUACAACUACUGUAAAUGUCAUGAAACUUACAGGUAAACCACUGAACGAUAUCAGUAUAUCAGGCCACUGGAUGACUAUUACAACAUCAAUAAAAAUUAACCAAGAACACUUAAUAUGCCCCCCCCCCUCCCCCUUUUUAUUUUAUUUUUUUAUUUUUUUUGCGCUAUAACAAACAUGCUCUACAAACACAAUUACAGCAACCAAAGAACAA
Messenger RNA from Labeo rohita (rohu), 2226 nucleotides. RefSeq names its product GTPase IMAP family member 4-like. Gene Ontology annotation, molecular function: GTP binding. The transcript is spliced from 3 exons. The record is from RefSeq and is a predicted model, not a curated record. Bases 5 to 919 code for a protein of 304 amino acids. NCBI's taxonomy places the organism in Eukaryota, Metazoa, Chordata, Actinopteri, Cypriniformes, Cyprinidae.